AUGUGUCUUGGCUCCCCGCCACCGGUGGCGGCCGAAGAACUCCCACCAUUUCAAUUAUCUUCAUUGCUCCCGCCAUUGCCGGAGUGUAGGCAAUACUUCGAUCAAUUUCAACAAAACCAGUUUGGUAUGACAAUGCAGCCAAACUUUUCCCCGACAUUGGCAGCCGUCCAAAUUCCCGAAAAUAAUUUUGAAUUUCAUAAUAAUGCCCCCGCCGCCAUCGCUGCUGCUGCCACUGCAGGGCCGCCUAUCAACUUCUGGCAGCCGUAUCCUCCGCAGCCUAACCUUCGUCAAACAAGCAAACCCCAAAAGCAAGACAUUGUGGUGGAAAAAAGUUUGGAAGAGCUAAUGGCCGAAUCGUGGGCAUGGCGGAAAGUCGGGCAGAAGUCCAUCAAAGGAUCUCCUCAUCAAAGGAUAUACUUCCGUUGCAUUGCUUACAGAGGUUGUGCUGCCAAACGGAAAGUGGAACAACAUGCAACGAAGGCGGACAAAUUCGUCGUCACCUAUUACGGUGAACACACUCAUCUUAUUCCCCGCCUUGGCCUCUAG
Molecule: messenger RNA, 546 nt
Organism: Andrographis paniculata
Lineage: Eukaryota; Viridiplantae; Streptophyta; Magnoliopsida; Lamiales; Acanthaceae
Product: WRKY transcription factor WRKY62-like
Exons: 3
Coding region: 1-546 (181 amino acids)
Biological process (GO): regulation of DNA-templated transcription
Cellular component (GO): nucleus
Molecular function (GO): transcription cis-regulatory region binding; DNA-binding transcription factor activity
Source: RefSeq, a predicted model, not a curated record